Messenger RNA from Ziziphus jujuba (common jujube), 708 nucleotides. RefSeq names its product early nodulin-like protein 19. Gene Ontology annotation, molecular function: electron transfer activity. Gene Ontology annotation, cellular component: plasma membrane. NCBI's taxonomy places the organism in Eukaryota, Viridiplantae, Streptophyta, Magnoliopsida, Rosales, Rhamnaceae. The transcript is spliced from 2 exons. The record is from RefSeq and is a predicted model, not a curated record. Bases 79 to 588 code for a protein of 169 amino acids.
CUACUAAUCAGGAUAUUUCUCAAGAAAGAGAGAGAGCGAAAGAAAGCAAAAGCAAACCAACCAACUACAGAAGUGAACAUGUCCAGCUCACUCCACCUCAUCUUCUCCGUCUUCCUCAUCUUCGUCGUUGCGACCAUUUCUCCAAUCUUUGCGACCGACCACAUUGUUGGAGCUAACAAGGGCUGGAAUCCCGGCAUCAACUACACACUUUGGGCCAACAACCAGACCUUCUAUGUUGGCGACCUUAUUUCAUUUAGGUACCAAAAAAAUCAGUACAAUGUGUUUGAGGUGAACCAAACUGGAUAUGAUAAUUGCACAACUGAAGGUGCAUUGGGAAACUGGAGCAAUGGUAAAGAUUUCGUACCCCUCAACAAGGCCAAAAGGUAUUACUUUAUUUGUGGCAAUGGCCAGUGCUUCAAUGGCAUGAAGGUCUCUGUUCUUGUCCAUCCACUGCCUCCUCCACCAACUUCACCUUCCUCAAGGGAGCUCUCCUCCAAUCAUUCCUCUGCUGCAGUGGUGCCGAGGCUGGGAUUUAGGGCUCUGGUGGUGUCUUUUGCAUUGACCUGGUUUGGAUCUGCGUGUUUCUAGUGGUGCUUGUUUGUUUUGGUUAUUGUAGCUCUAGCCUCUGGGAAGUGUAUAAUUUGUUCUUGCCUCUUAAUUUUUAAUUACUUUCUCGUUUUGAAUGUUAAUUGGAGUACUUUUAUUUGA